Molecule: messenger RNA, 1408 nt
Organism: Hermetia illucens (black soldier fly)
Lineage: Eukaryota; Metazoa; Arthropoda; Insecta; Diptera; Stratiomyidae
Product: odorant receptor 2a-like
Exons: 5
Coding region: 1-1239 (412 amino acids)
Biological process (GO): detection of chemical stimulus involved in sensory perception of smell; sensory perception of smell
Cellular component (GO): plasma membrane
Molecular function (GO): odorant binding; olfactory receptor activity
Source: RefSeq, a predicted model, not a curated record
AUGGUGAAUUAUGAGCCACUGGUUCGAGAAAUUCAGGAAAUUUUGCGUUUCGAACGGGAUGUUGUAGUUUCCAUAAUAUUGUCAGCUACAGGUCGAAUUACGGGGAUAAAGGUGGUGUUUGCCGCUGGUAACACAUUGCUGAAAUCAUUGGAAUAUCUUGGACUGUAUCCACCCAAUAAUGCUCGCACAUCGUACUAUAUUUAUUCAUUCCUACUGAACGUCAUUGUGACAGUUUGCUAUCCGAUCACCAUGACUGUUGAUCUGUUUCUAUUAGAAGAUCGGAGCCUGCUAUUUCGAAAUGCAUGUGUGACUUUUGCCGAUGCAAUGUCUGGUGUAAAGUCAUUGAAUACAUUUUUCAAGCGUAAGCAACUUCGCCGAAUUAAUAACCUCUUGGAACACUUAGAUAAUCGAGUGAAGGAAGUCAACGAUCAUGACGAACAGAGGUAUUUAGAAAGAAUCAUUAGGACUGCCAAUCGGAUCCAGUUUGGCUACUUUAUUCCGUUCACUGCGGUCGCAAUGACAUGUUUUUUACCUGCUAUCUUCUCGAAGCAGAGACGGUUAAUCUAUAGCGCGUGGUUCCCAGUCGAUUGGAAAAACUCUGAUACUCUAUAUUAUAUUGUCAUCGUAUAUCAGCUUAUUGGUGUCUGGAUUAACAUUUGUCAAAACAUGCUAAGUGACUCUUAUCCGGGCCUAUAUUUGUGGAUUCUGAAAGGACAUUUUCAUGCCCUGAAUAUACGAGUGUCGAAAAUUGGAUAUGAUCUACGAAAAACUGGUGAAGAUUACUAUCAGGAACUGCUGAAAUGCAUUGGGGAUCACAAAGAAAUUCUGGAAUAUUGCAGAGUUUUUGAAGAAACGUUUAGUGGAGUUCUAUUUGUGCAAAUUUUCGUAACUGAGGUGACUCUUUGUAUCACGGCCGCUUAUAUUCCUUAUGUUGAUGGCAUGGCGGAGAUGAUUUAUACGUUAGUCUAUUUCGUAUGCAUGGCCACUGAGAUAUGUUUGCCUUGUUACUGCGGAAAUGAAAUUGUCUAUGAAAAUGCACAAUUCAGUAAUGCAUUAUACUCUUGCAACUGGAUAGAUCAAGAUCGGAAAUUUAAAAAUGCUCUGCUCUUUACUAUGCAAAGAACACAGAGACCUACUAUCAUCUAUGCUGGUGGAAUUGUAAUGAUUUCGUUAUCAACUUUACUUACGGUUUUUAAGAGCACUUACUCUCUUUUUACAAUCGUGAAACAAACGCGCUAACAGUGACUUGACUGAAAGGGUAGCUGUGCCUUCAAGAAAAUUAUGAUUUGAACUUGCUAAUCGAACUUAGAAUUUUUGCCUUUGAAACGCUGUAAAACACGCGGUAAUGAAUUCCACAUCAUUAGCUAAUAGUUUCUAACCGCUUCAACUUUCUACGCACUUGCAAUUA